AUGGAGUCUAAUUUUGGAUCCACUGAAGAGGUGUUUAUAUGCAUCUCUACAUCUGGAGAUUUCAAAGAAGUGAUUAGUGAUGCUGAGUUUGAUCGAGCCUCUGAGAUGAAGGAUGAAAGAGUUGAUCUGAUCAUUGACAUGCAGCGAAAUAAGUAUGACUGGAGUAAGCAUGUUUGGGCUUAUCAGGAAUCAGUACAAGCAUUUCCGUACAGUUCUGAGGAAGAUAGUUCAGAUAAACAAGUGGAUGAAAAAGCGGCUGAAGAAACAAGUGCGACUAAAAUUGAUGAAGAAAUAGCAACCACUCCUGUGUCUCCUGCAAAGAAGAGAAAGAACAAGUUUCAGGAUAUUGGCGUCUGCUCCUACUCCUACUCCUACUCCUACUCCUACUCCUACUCCGGUGACACUGACACUCGUGCUCCUGCUCUCACUCCUACUCCUAAUCCUACUCCGGUGACUACUGAUACUAGUUUUCCUGAUUCUGCUCGUAAACGCAAAGGUCGCAGGAGAGAUCCUGCUACUUCUCGCAGUGCAGCUCCGGCUCCUUCUCACACUGGUGGUGGUCCAGCAAGUGCUGCUAAGGCAAUGUCUCACAGAAAGGAUGCAGAUUUGUCUGAUGUGUUUGGAAGCUUAUUUGACAAGUUUGGCGUCAAUUUAGGGACCCAAGAGCACCUACAAAAGAAAAUGGGCAACUUUACACAAGAGUCAAAAGUGUACGUUUUUGUUCCAUCUCAAGAUUUUGUCACGCCUUUGACUUCUUCCCGGCCAAAAAACUUCAAGCAACCUUCCUUGAGCGAUAUUUAUGACCCAAAAGUCUGUUCCCAAGACAGUGACUACAAAUUGGUUUUUGUUCCAAAAGAAAAAUGGUCUUAA
Messenger RNA from Eruca vesicaria subsp. sativa (arugula), 870 nucleotides. The record is from the annotation of a GenBank genome assembly. Lineage: Eukaryota; Viridiplantae; Streptophyta; Magnoliopsida; Brassicales; Brassicaceae.